Molecule: messenger RNA, 450 nt
Organism: Microthlaspi erraticum
Lineage: Eukaryota; Viridiplantae; Streptophyta; Magnoliopsida; Brassicales; Brassicaceae
Source: the annotation of a GenBank genome assembly
AUGCCCAGGCCUAACAGUGAUAAGGUUUCAGAGCUUCUGGAGGUGUCUACUCACCAAAUCAACCUGCUUACCUCACCUACUUUCUUACCAAAGGUGAAGGAUCAAGGAAAGUUCACUCUCCCUUGCACACUUGGGCAUAUUGAGCUUGACAAUGCCUUGGUGGAUUCUGGUGCAAGCAUCAACCUGCUCUCCCUCACAAUGGCAGAGAAGCUUGGCAUUGCUGGAGCAUUGCAGCGCCCUACUACCUCAAUCAUGUUUGGAGAUGCAACUUCCAAGUCUCCUCUUGGUGUGUUCAAGAACUAUCACUUGAAAAUAGGAGAAUGCAUCAUCCAAACUGACCUUACUGUCAUGGAGAUGGAAGAAGAAAGGGAUCUACCUCUGCUAUUGGGAACCUUGGACUUGUUCUUGAGUAUUUGCUCUCACAUUUAUCUGCUGCUUAUAGAAUUUUGA